GUUGGUAAUAACUAAAGAAACAAACAGCAAGCUUUGCAAGAUUGAAUUUUGUCUUAAAGUCAACAAAAUUUUCAUUUGGGUUAUAAACUUGAAAUAUUUCUCACUUCACUGUCACACUCUAAUUUCAUCACACUUUGAACACUUUUAUUCAUUUAUUAAGUUCAAUUUGACAAAAUGUGUUAUGUUAACUUCAACUGUUAUGCGAGUGUAUCUGUAUUGGUUCUUUAUGUGAGUGUUUGUGAGGGUUUGUGGAUGAUGUAUUGGACCAUCUUUUAUUAUUCUUAGUUUCUCCUCUGUUAUGCAAUUUUCAUUGUUCGUUUGUUUUCUCUUACAAUUUGCAGCUUCAAUCUUGGGAAAUUGAUGAUGGGCCACCCUGUAAAUCUUCUGCAUGGAACUGUUCUCUCCAACAAAUUAUAUUUCAGUGACUUUCCCAAGUUGUUUAAACAAAUAAGAUAUGCUCAUACUGGAAAAUUUGCCAAGUUUCUUGAGUUUAAUGGAGCCCCACUGCCUUUGCAAGGUUGUCUUAAGGAUUUUUUGUUUUUUGAAAUUUGUUAUUUGUUUUCUGUUACUGUGCUUUAUUUGGAGUUAGUUUUGACAGGCAGUGGGGACAUAACAAAUCAUGUUGCGAACUUGUUUAACCAUAAGAUUUACUUUAGUAAUGGUGGAAAGUUGAAUGGUAUUCCUCAUAUACAAACUCUUAGAGAAUUUCCUAGGGAGGAGCUUUUUGGAAAAGUUGUCAUGGUCAGAUUUGAUUCUAACAUAUUAGUCAAGAGAGAGUGCGACAAGAAGAAUGAAUCAGAUUCUAAUGCAGUAUAUACAAUUAAAUAUUUGCAUAAAGCUGGGGCAAAUGUCAUCUUGGUCAGUGAUUGGAAUAUGAAUAUUCCAGAACUUCACACAGAUUCAGUUACAGAUUUCUUAUCAGAAGUUCUUCAAAUACAAAUUGUUCCACUCCAUGCCAUGAAUUUUAAGAAGCAAGCAAAGAUGAAUAGCCAUGAGAAAGAGAAUAUCCAUCUUCUUGAGAAUCUUUCUAAUUUCAAAGAGGAAGUUGCUAAUAGUUUGGAGUUUUCUAGAAUAUUAUCAUCAGGAGUUGAUAUCUUUGUCAACGACUCCUUCUCCAACUGUCAUAAAGUUCUAGCCUCUACUGUUGGUGUUACCCGUUUCUGCUACGCCUGUAUAGCUGGUUUUCAUUUUGAGGAGAGGCUUGAUCAACUGAAGAAUCUUGCAGAAGCCAGCACAAAGCCAUAUGUAGCAAUUAUUGGAGGGGGUAAUCUUUAUGAUAAAGCAGCUUCUUUUCAGUUCUUAGCUUCCAGAUGCCAAGUGUUUGUUUUUGUGGGCAUGAUGUCAUUUCAAGUAAUGCACGCAUUAGGAGUAUCAAUUCCGUGUGAUUUAGUAGACCAUCAAGCAGUUAAUGAAGCUCUAGAUAUAGUGAGACUUGCUCAAGAUAGAAACGUGCAGCUUCUGUAUCCAAAAGACUUUUGGUGCCAGAAAAAGAGUGAUCCAAAGCAACUGCAAUUAUUUCCUUCUCAUGGAAUUUUGGAUGAUUGGGUACCUGUGGACCUAGGACCUGUAUCAUUGGAUGAAAUCGACUCUACACUUAGAACUUGUAAGAAAAUAAUUUGGAUUGGUCCUGUGAAAUUUGAUUAUUCAAGUGAAUACACCAACGGGGCUUCUAAAUUGGCAAGAAUUCUAGACAAACUAGGCCAAAACAACUGUGAAAUAACAGUUGUUGGGACUAUGGCAAGCAAACUAGUGAGACAGGAAAAAAGUUCAUUGUCCUUUAUAAAUAUCAUUGAGGAUGCUUCUGUUGUAUGGGAAUUUCUCAAAGGAAGAAAGCUCCCUGGUGUUAUGGCUGUCGACAGGGGAUACCCUUUUGAGAUCAACUGGAGGAGCAUUUAUUCUGACCCAACUCAGUCUCUGGUUGUGGAUAUUGGAAGUGGCAAUGGGCUUUUCCUUCUUGAAAUGGCUAGAAGGAGGCAAGAUUUAAACUUCCUCGGUUUGGAGAUCAAUGAAAAGCAUGUCUUGCGCUGCCAGGAUUCUAUUCAUCAAUAUGGCAUAAAGAAUGGGUACUUUGUUGCUACCAAUGCAACAUCAACAUUCCGUUCUAUUGUUUCUGCUUACCCAGGACAAUUAGUUCUUGUCUCAAUACAGUGUCCAAACCCCGAUUUCAAUAAGCCUGAGCACAGAUGGAGGAUGCUUCAGAGAUCUUUAAUUGAAGCAGUAGUGGAUCUUCUAGCACCCAAUGGGAAGAUCUAUCUGCAAUCUGAUGUAGAAGCCGUGGCAAUAAGAAUGAAAGAACAAUUUUUGAGAUACGGCAAGAGUAAGCUUGAUUUGGAGUAUGGACAAAGUGAGUGGCUUGAGGAAAACCCAUUUGGAGUAAGAUCAGAUUGGGAAAAACAUGUUUUAGAGCGUCAGGCCCCGAUGUACAGGAUGAUGUUUUCUAAAUCAUCUGGUACUUAAGAAGCUUAGAGUUGCUAAGGAUGUAAUCCAGAAAUCUGGCUGAUGCAUCAAUUCUUCAAAGGGUUACUAAUAAUUUGCAGAAUCUAUCACACAGCUAAUGAUUUCUCCAUGCCGGGGCUGUGAUGUAUUUGAAGUAUUCUUCCAGCUUUUCCAGGGAUGAACUUCCUAACAGUUUGGAGAAUGCAGUUGAAAAUUAUUGAUGAGAAAAGUCCAAUGUUUCAUAAGGGAUUCCAAUGUUGUGGAAAAUAUGAUUUACAAUGUGCAUAUGAUUCAUUAACUCCAGGGUAGUCCCAAGGACUCGUUUGAAAGAUUGGCACUGAAAUCAAAGCUGUAGCUCAGAGGACCAAGAUUAGCAUUGUUCAUGUUUGUAAAGAAGUUAUACGAAGCUUAUAAAAUUAUAUUUUCUGUGCAUGGUAUUAUGGUAUGAUCUUGCACGUAGGGACAUGUUAUUAUGGUCUGAAAGAUACAAAUUCGUGAAGGAUAUACAAAAACAAACACUUUUAGAUGA
Molecule: messenger RNA, 2965 nt
Organism: Vigna angularis (adzuki bean)
Lineage: Eukaryota; Viridiplantae; Streptophyta; Magnoliopsida; Fabales; Fabaceae
Exons: 13
Coding region: 361-2457 (698 amino acids)
Biological process (GO): tRNA modification; gluconeogenesis; glycolytic process
Cellular component (GO): cytosol
Molecular function (GO): ADP binding; tRNA (guanine(46)-N7)-methyltransferase activity; ATP binding
Source: RefSeq, a predicted model, not a curated record